GCAUUUUCACUCAGCAAAGAAUUUUUCUAUGCGACAGUGGGUAACAGCGUUUCGCUUAAAAAACCGAAGUUGUCAGAUCGGGGUAAUCUUUAAAAAUUCAAAAUGGAACAAACGAGUCUAGAAUCUGUACUGUACCGGCCCUUAAUCACGCUCAAGGUCGUCGAGAUCCAGAAUAUUAUCCGAAGAAUGAACCAAGCUAUCCCUGGUGUAAAAACGAACGUCACUGGAACGAAAGCUCUGCUUGUUGAUCGAAUUGUUCAGAGAUUUAAUUCCUUCGCCCGCCUAAAUCGAACCGAUCGCUUGCACUUAAUGAUCAGUGCAAUGAACGAUGCCCAAGACAAGUAUAAGUGGGAUACUCAAGAUGGAAAACUUGUUCUUCUGUAUCGAAUAACACAGGUAUCUACAUCAGCGGUGAUACAACAGCAACAACAUAUAGAAUCUUGUCAAGCUGGGGAUUCUCAGCAAUUGAACAACGACAAUAUCAACAGUCAAACAGUGAGAGCAGCGUUCAAGUAUGGACCUUAUUUUGAAGUUGUCGAUGAACUCACACUCCCUGUACUUUGUGAAUGUUCCGUCGUAUAUAUGAGAUACAGCCGAGUGCUUACAUUUACAUUGACAACUCUCCAGCAGCAAUUGAUCCAAGCUGGAACACACGAAGUUAGAUUAUUCUGUUCCAAGUAUGGUGGUCAGCAAAAUCCUGGUGUAUUAGAGUUUCCGGAAAUUUGUGAUAUCAAAGUGAACAAGACGUGCGUUCUGUCGGGUCAGCAACUGCGCGGAAUUAAAAAAACUCCAGGAACAAUCCACCCACCUGACAUUACAAAUUUCAUUCAGCUGUCGACCGAUAAUGUCGUUGAAAUACAUUACGCAAGCAAUAAUUCUGACUUUGUCGCUUGUGUUCGCUUUGUUCAACGCCACUCGGUCGAGUCUCUUGUGGAGAAGUUGGUGCUUACACAAUUCCUUCCAAAAGAAGACGUGCUUCAGAAAUUUGCCAAAAAUCAGGAAGAAGCUGAUGUUUUCAUUGAGUUCCAAACGCUUUCGAUGAAAUGUCCACUUGCGUUUUCUCGAAUACAGACGCCAAUUCGAGCCUCAUCAUGUUCACACGCACAAUGUUUCGAUGCAUACACAUUUCUGAAGAUGAAUGAGCAGACGCCAACUUGGUCAUGUCCUUCUUGUUCUCGGCCGAUUGCAUCUUUUGAUGAUCUUUUCGUGGACGGCUAUUUUAAGGAUAUACUGGAUACUGUCGGUCGCAAUGCAGACACGGUCCGAAUUGGGGCAAAUGGCGAACUGCAGCAGAUCAAGGAGGAGCCAGAUUUGUCAGACGGCAGUUCUACUCCGGGCUCGAGCUCUUUCGUCACAAAUAAUCGAUCAUCCAGUAUAGCUGCUGAUACAGCACUUGCUAUCCUUAACGAAGGCGACAAUAACGAUAUAGGCAGGCAUGCUUUCGAAAUGUCGGCAUCUGUUCUUCCUCCUUCUCAAAAGCCGAAUACUAACGUCAUUGAUUUAACAUCAAGUGACGACGAAUUAGAACCAGAAGAUUUAGUGCCACAACAACAACCAUAAGCAAUAGUUACCUCUUUGGUUACCACUAAUACUUAUACUACUGUUACUACAACUACACUAUACCUUUUCCCCGUAUUUUCGGGUUGCUUGUAUCCCAAUACUCUGUAUAAAAAUCCCAAAUAUGUAAAUAGCUCGCUACACUUACGAAACUAACAAACAAACGUUCUCUUUUUUUUACGCGGACCAUUUUUUCGUUUGCAAAUCAACGCACAUUUUCUAACACACUGUUGCUGGUGCUAUU
This is a messenger RNA of Zychaea mexicana, 1801 nucleotides long. RefSeq lists its product as uncharacterized. Gene Ontology annotation, biological process: protein sumoylation. Lineage: Eukaryota; Fungi; Mucoromycota; Mucoromycetes; Mucorales; Lichtheimiaceae. The transcript has 8 exons. The record is from RefSeq and is a predicted model, not a curated record. Gene Ontology annotation, molecular function: zinc ion binding; SUMO ligase activity. The coding region runs from base 103 to 1560 and encodes 485 amino acids.